Messenger RNA from Merops nubicus (carmine bee-eater), 1189 nucleotides. It is a transcript of the gene CTNS, whose product is annotated as cystinosin, lysosomal cystine transporter. Gene Ontology annotation, molecular function: L-cystine transmembrane transporter activity. The transcript is spliced from 10 exons. The record is from RefSeq and is a predicted model, not a curated record. Bases 1 to 1134 code for a protein of 377 amino acids. Gene Ontology annotation, biological process: L-cystine transport. Gene Ontology annotation, cellular component: lysosomal membrane. NCBI's taxonomy places the organism in Eukaryota, Metazoa, Chordata, Aves, Coraciiformes, Meropidae.
AUGCAGCGUCUGCUCCCUGCUCUGCUGUACCUCUCGCUUGUGCUGCUGGGGCCCGGCGGUGAGUGUUCGGCCACCCCAGCUUGGGCCCACAGAGAUGGAGUCAUUGUAUUGUCUGUCCCUGAAGUGGUUUCAUUAGAAAGUGGAAGUUCAACAAAUGUCACCAUCUCUCUGAGGGCUCCACUAAAUGAGACACUGGUGAUAAUCCUCAAUAUUACACACUCAUCAAAACACAGCACCAUUGUUGAACUGCCUGAGGAAGUACAACUGCCUGCAGGUCACACUAAAGCAGACUUCCAAGUGAAAGCAGAUGAUGUUGGACAAGUAACAGUUUAUCUUUAUACCAUUAAUUCCAACUUAACUGGACCUAGGAUUCAAUUUCAAGUGAUUCACAGCAUCAUAGUGAGAUAUGCUGAUGAGGUGAUUGGCUGGAUCUAUUUCCUCGCCUGGUCCAUCUCCUUUUACCCUCAACUCUUUGAGAACUGGCGGCGAAAAAGUGUUGUUGGACUAAGCUUUGACUUUAUAGCAUUAAACCUUACUGGCUUUAUAGCAUACAGUGUGUUUAAUGUUGGACUCUUCUGGAUUCCCUUGAUUAAGGAAGAAUUCUUGGUCAGUUAUCCCAGCGGAGUGAACCCUGUGGCUAUCAAUGAUGUUUUCUUCAGUCUCCAUGCAGUAGCUCUCACUCUGCUCACCAUAAUUCAGUGCUGCAUCUAUGAGAGAGCAGGUCAGAAAGUAUCCAAAGUUGUUGUUGGACUGCUGGCACUUGCAUGGAUCUUCACAUUUACCACACUGUUUCUUGCUGCAGCUGAGGAAAUGACGUGGCUGCAGUUCCUAUUCUGCUUCUCUUACAUUAAGUUAGCAGUCACACUGAUAAAGUAUUUUCCACAGGCGUACAUGAAUUUCCGUCGGAAGAGUACUGAGGGGUGGAGCAUUGGAAAUGUGUUACUAGAUUUCACUGGUGGAAGCUUCAGCCUUCUUCAGAUGUUUUUGCAGUCAUACAACAAUGAUCAGUGGAAGUUAAUCUUUGGAGAUCCAACCAAGUUUGGCCUGGGUGUCUUCUCCAUCAUCUUUGAUGUUGUUUUUAUGGUCCAGCACUACUGCCUUUACAGGAGACGAGGGUAUGAACCUUGUGAAUAGCAGCACUCCUGAAGACAAGAACUUUACAUUGAACUUUCCCUAACCCUGGCUAAGG